AAAGAAAAUUACUGGGAUUGGUUUCGAUGUUUCUUCUCCUCCAAAAGUCCACUGAAAGCUUAGUAAAUUCCCUCAAUUUUAUUGAGAGGCUGCAUCAUUUCAUAAUUGUUUUACUUUUAUUUAAAAACAUAAUUAUGGGCUAUGUUCCUUUUGCCUCUUUAAUAAACCAGUAAGACGUAACUGACGUCAGUAACACAAGCAAAAAUCAAAUAAAUAUCAACAACGUGGUGUCUACAAUAAUGUAUUAUUUGCACUAGGUCUAUGAUUAUUUGUCCAAUAACUACAUAAUAAUAAGUGAAUAAAUAUGAUUUGUUAAACUACCGCGAAACUCACAAUAAUGCAUUAUAAAUUGCAGUGGUGUUUUAAAAUUAAGAAGUUCCUGGUCUGUUUUGAGUAGUUCUCUAUUCACGUUCUCACUACCAUUUAGGUAUUUAGUUCAUAAUUGAAAUAAUUGUAAGUACCAUGUAAUUAUGACUGAAGAAAAUGAAAAAAACGUCGAAAAUUCUUCAUCUGCUAAAACUGAAAAGUUCGAGGAAUUAUUUCCUCAGAUUACUCUUUUUGACAUAUCUAUAGACACUGGAUUGCAAGAUGAUGAAGGAAAUAUUCUGCCAAGACCCUAUACAAAAAGCCAAAUGCGUAAGUGGCUUAAAAAGGUUAAAUGGGAAAAUCAUAAAGCUGAAAAACGUGCUAGAGAAAAAAAGAGAGCAAAGGAAAGAAGAAGAAAAGCUCAGGCGGCUAAUAUUGACAUAGGACCAAGUCGUAAAGCAUUGAAAAAAAUGAAAGAAAAACAUAAGAAACGUGGUGGUAUAAUUAUUGAUUUAAGUUUCGGUCAUUUAAUGAUUGAAAAAGAUAGGUUUAAAGUGAUCAAACAAAUCCUGCGAUGUUAUUCCAUAAACAGACGGUCAGAACAACCACUGCAUUUUCACAUAACUAGUUUUGGUGAGAAAUCUAGAAAUGAUAUGUCUAGACACAAUGGCUAUGAAAACUGGGAUAUUGAAUUUCAUGAACAACCUUAUCUUGAAGUGUUCCCAAAAGAAAAACUGGUUUACUUGACAAGUGAAUCUGAAAAUAUCAUUGAGAGCUUUGAUGAUGAUACUUAUUACAUAAUAGGCGGGUUAGUUGAUCAUAAUCAAUAUAAGGGUCUUUGUCAUAAUAUAUCUGUGGAACAAGGAAUAAGGCAUGGCCGUUUACCUUUAGAUAAAUAUAUUAACAUGAAAACGAGAAAGGUUUUAACAAUAGACCAUGUUUUUGAAAUUAUGCUCAAGAUAUCUGAAGGACUAACAUGGCAGGAGACCCUGAUAAGGGUCCUCCCGGUAAGAAAAGGAGCUCACAUUUGUAACGCUAGUAACUCAAAUUUAAGUUUAGAUUCAGAAAAUGCUGUGAAUUCUAUAUGAGUGCUGAAUUGUGUAAAUAAAUAAUAGAAAUUCAUUAUUUAAAAUAAAAAAGUAAAUGAAAAGAAUAAUAUUUUAUUUUCACAUCCAGGUACUUAAAACCC
This is a messenger RNA of Bombyx mandarina (wild silkworm), 1495 nucleotides long. Its product is annotated as tRNA methyltransferase 10 homolog A. Gene Ontology annotation, cellular component: nucleoplasm; nucleus. The record is from RefSeq and is a predicted model, not a curated record. Gene Ontology annotation, molecular function: tRNA binding. Lineage: Eukaryota; Metazoa; Arthropoda; Insecta; Lepidoptera; Bombycidae. Gene Ontology annotation, biological process: tRNA N1-guanine methylation.